AGAAGAUAACAGUGCCGUGAAGAUCCGGUGCUAUUCUUGAUCUUCUGUUGCAGUGGGAUAUUAUCUAUCAGCACCCACAUUGUGAAGUUCAAGAUGAUCAGGAAGAUGCAGUAAUGAAGGGAAGCUCUAGAAGAACGAGAACAAGAACGAGGGUCUCAGUCGCUCUGUGGUUAAAGGAGAGCAGCAUCGUCCUGUGGAGGUUGUGUUGUGUGCUGGACGUCCUGUCCUCCGCCUCGAGGAGGACUUUGACCGAAGUUCGUGGGGCUAUUCUGCCCACGCGUGGCGAGGAUCACUAUUUCCAGCACGACGUCGACCACAACAACAGGCCGGGGGCGGCACAAACAAACCGGGCAAAUUCUAAUGUCGCACAACCAGUCGACGAAGAUGAGUACCCCAUGCUCAGCGACAGUCCGAUCGGGGUCGCGGUCGACACAGACACGGGACAAAAUGAUUUCGACGCGACAGAACUUUUGGAUGCAGACGUGCCGCGGGAGAGGGGUGUGGACCACGACGAGCUGCACAGUAUGCAAAGUUAUCGUAGCCAUAGGGCAGCAGGCGCCGAGGUUGACCCUGGUCGUGCUUCGACUUCCAGACUGAGUCUGCUGGUUCAACAACAACCUUCGGAUCUUCACAGGCAAUAUCAACAGGAUUCGCCGCUGCCGUUUGUGCACGACGAUGACGCAGCACCUUCCCAAUACGCCGCGGAGCGAAAUCUAGAUCUUUUGGUCGCAGACCAACAUCACGCUGACCGCGAAACCACCGAUGUUCACCUGCUUCCCCCGGCUGCGUUCGUGGCACGACGACGACCAACAUCGCUCUCACUUGCUAACUCCACCCCUCUGACGAGUUCGGGAAGUGCCGACGGGGCGAUUCGAAGGCACGGUUUGAUCACAUCAAACGAGGUCGUGUUUUUGCAUGAUCGGAGGAAUGUGCGGCGCGGGGCCUUAGAGCUGUCGCGAACCGAGAGCAUUAGUAAUUCCGGCGGGGGCAACAGUACACCUGUAGUGAAUUGGAACAGUGAAGGACAGCUUUCUACUACGGAGGUUGAGGUGGACCAGAGCAGUGGUGUCCUUGCGGGCACAACAACAAUAAGCACCAGAGCAUCUUCGGAUGAGAAUCCUGCUUGCUCGGCGAACGUCCGUCCCGUGGAUGGCGCAACUACUGCUCCCGGGAACAGCAGGAGCGCGAAGAGUAGUUAUUGUGCCCGAACUUCAACUCCCUACACGAGGAAAAAAAAGGACAAAGUAUCGGAUCCUUUCCCCGAGCUCGCUUACUACAAGACCGUGUCUCUACAACUUCCUGGACGAGAAACAACAGAUCCGGCAGUGUUUUCGCCGCACCGUCGUGACGAUGAGAGUCAGCACACGGACGAGGAACUACAGGAGACAUGCCCGAUAGCGCGGUAUCAGUGCGAUCCCCACGGUCCGGAGGGGAAAGUGUCUGCGCUCACGCUAUCCCUCUUCGCACGUGUGCUCCCCGUUAUGUCUGCGGCUGAGUACUUUGAUACGCUUCAGGUGACGGCCACCUGGGGGACGUUUCUGGGGUACUUUUUUGAAGAGGUGGGAGGUGAGGCAUCCACAGCGAUGAGCUCUCAGCAGGAGUUCCUUUCCGGGGACACGGAUCGUUUUGAAGAAUUAGAUGCCGAACAUAGAAAGGCAAAAGGGCACGAUCAUGAAUCGCUGCACGAGCAGCACGAGCGGAGAAACAGUAGACAUAAACAAGAAUCGCCCAGGAAAAAAAGCGCCGAGGAUCUCUUCCCGCGGCUUUUCACGGUCGAAAAGAGGACUGCGAUAGAAACCAAGGUUGACCUAACUGCACAAAAUACGUGGUACGGCCGAGUGUUCGAGACCGGCAAGCGGAACGACUGGAUCCCUAGCAUUCCGAGCGCGAAUAUAGUCGAGUACCUGCCGCGCGAACAGGUCGCUGUGGCAGGAGAGGCAGCUUUGCAGGAUGAGGCGGAGAAAGUUGCUGGUGACCGAGGUCAAGUCGUAGGCGAAGUAGAUUGCGAUGUUGAGGAGGAAGAAUCUGCCGAACAGCAGUCACGAAGUGAUUUGCAGGGCCCAAUUAGUCCCAGAGAUCAUUCGUUGAAGUCCGAAGACGACCCAGGUGGAGGUGACCAAAAGGAUAAUGCCGGGGCGGAGAAUAAUGAGAUCGGAACAUCUUCGCAAUCGCAAACCAAUGAGAUGAGACCCACUUUCGACGAUGAAGUGGAAAAGCAGGAUGAGUUUGAGUGCAGGAUCAACAUGUCACCCGUAAGCGCAGGACCGCAGCCGCUUUUGUACCGAGCCCAGAAAGUCGGCGGUGAAAUUGACUCCGAGUGCACCGGACACAGCGACGACGAGUGCGGGGCGGCCACAAAUUUUGUCCGCCAGGCAAGCAAAAUGAGUAUGAGCAUGUGCGCGUCAGAAGGGCAGCUGGACGUGGAGGGGAAAGAUGAAGACGUGAUGUUGCAGAAGGACACGAGAAGUUCCAAAUCGCCCAGUUGCCUUCCUGCAGGCCAGCGGUCGUCUUCGGGGAAUGAUUUCUCAGUGGUUAGCAGGAGAUCAUCUUCCGCUGACGCAGACCGCGUUCUUUCACGUGAAACGACCACUCCGAACACGACAAUAGAAGCAGAGACGACGAGAACUUCGGGUCAGUAUUCCGCGGUGGCGGCAAUCACGUCGGCGGCUUCAGCCACGUCUUCAUUGAGCAGCUGGCCCGCGGUUGGUGAAGCAACGCGUUCAUCUAUCCGGAGCGAAAGCACCAGUUGUGAAAAUAAUCCUAUGUCCACUUCUGAACAAGUUCAAGUUCCUCUUCCUGCCGCACGAAACACCACGAAAAGCGCGAUUUUUUCUUCGAACGAAUCAUCCGCACCGAAACGGCGAGGCGUGUGCAAGACGAGCAGUUUCUCCGCCAGUGUAAAAAUUCCAGCGCGACAGCGCAAGUCCAGAUCCGCCAUGGCGUUGAUUGGAAUUUCGCCGACGGGCAGUACGACCUCUACAGUAGGACUAGCAGGAGGGAGUGCAGCAACUACUUCUAAAAAUGUUUCUCCUUGGGACGAAACGUUAAAAAACCCCCACGUCGCGGCCAUUCGGCGGUCACUGUCCUGCUUUCAAGCGGAAGACGGCGCUUACGAGUUGAAGGUAGGAGACUUGCUCUGGGAACGUAUCAUCUCUGGGGCCGUGACGCUCGACCUCGCUGCCGAAAAUGGAAGCGCAUCUUCGCCUGCGGCUAACGGUAUUAACCAGAAUGUUCCCGCGCAAGAUCGUUCUGCGAUUAUUUCACUUGGAGGCACGGGCCUGUUCCAGCAAUCUUCUGGGACCAUUUCUCGACGGCCGGCCGCAGCUGCGCUGUAUGAGGAGAAGCAAAAUCAUCCGCCUUUAAUCACGUGUCGGGAAGUUGGUUAUCCGUACCACUUCGAUUGGAUAUCGAUGUUUGUGUGUACGGUGCUGGGGGCCGCGAGCCUGGUUGGUGCGUGCACCUGGUUGCGAAGGUUUCAUCGCGUGUUGCGUGUGGUGCGACGCAGCUGUCGGAACGGUAAAAACGACAACCGGGAGCUUCUACAGCCGUGGAACAACAGUGAAGCUACAGAGUGUGAACAAGCACCUCCAGAACCAGAGCGAGAUAGUGUCGUCUCUGAUCAUCCGACAGAGAAUAUUGAAGAGACUAGACCUGAGUUAAGCCUCGAUAAAAAGAGGAGCCGACUUCUGCAGUUGAGGGGAAUUUCGGAUAACGAUAACCGCAGAAAUGAUAAGCAGGAUGGAGCCGAUGCCACUGCUUGCCGACGCGUGUGGAACUCUGAGACUUCUUCCGAUUCCGCUCGCUCCGAAUCCACCGGGUCGGAACAACUACACCGAUGGACGAAUAGUAGUUCACCUGACAAAACCCCAUGGUUUAAUGCGUUCCUCCUCAAACAUGGCCUCUUUCCCGUUUUCCACUCAGCCAUCCCCUGGGGGUUCGUGGCAGCACAGAGAAUUUUGAACCGUAGCAAAAUCCACGACUUCCACGCUAACGGCUCGGUCUACCUGUGGAUGCUGCCGGCGGGCACCAUUGUGAGCGGCGCCUUCGUCUGGCUGGCGUGGCGGGUUUUAGUAUGGAGAAAGGCGCUAGGAAGGCUAAUCCCGCUCGUGGUUUUCGACACGAUGAUGAUGUUGCAUUACUGCUCGACACUGUACAUGAUCUCCGGGUAUGACGUUCACGGAGAUGCCGUAUCUGCGACCGGGAAAAUAAGAACAACUGACACGACUCUGGAUAACGAUGUAGACGCUCCUGUUGUAUCUUCUAUGCAACACCACUACAACACCCGCCAUUCGUGCAAAAACUGCGGCAUGCACAAGAAGCCACGCAUGCACCACUGUCACAUUUGCGAGCGCUGCUUUCCUCUGCGAGACCACCACUGCGGGUUCCUUGGCACAUGCGUGUGUGAAGACAACGUGAAAUUUUUCCUCUGUUGGCUGCUGUUUCUGUUCCUCGGCCUGGCGUAUCGGUUCGGACUUCUCGUCGAGGCGGCGUUUUAUCUAGCCGCUCCGCGCACAUGCACAAGCGGCGCGCCGGUUGGGGGAAUUUUAUUGCCAGUGUUUCGGCCGGGCGAGCUGGAGAGCGAGAAGAAACUACGGAGUAUACAUGAGAGACAACUACCUCCCGAAAUGAAGGAAGUGAAGCAAUCUCAGUCCUCUCAAGAGCAUUUGCCUGCCGCCGCUGGAUCAUCAUCCUCUGGGGCGGAAACAGGCGACGACUUCAUGGUUUCUUCCGGCGAAACUUCGCCGUUGCAUGUGCCUACUUCCCCCCGGCUCAGCCGGAGAAGUACUAGAAGAGCAGCACGGUUGGAGCAAGCCACGAAAGAAUCAGCCAAAACAACUGCCAGUCCUUCGAAAUUCACAAAAGAAGCAGUGGCAGCUUUCCCGCGCUGGUCGGUCUUCGAGGUGCUGCUGCUUUUCCUCACUGUUUUCCUCUUAUUCUGCGGCCUAUCCGAAACGGUGCGCUUGCUCGAAGUUCAAGGUGGAAGUCAGGGACAGACGUGGGCGGAGCGCUUGCGAGGGACGCGAAUCGGCAAGACUUCGCAUAAAGAGGAUUUUCUCGCCAAGUUUGGCACCAAUCCGCUCUGUUGGCUCCUCCCUUUCACCAACUGCAGUCGCGAAUUCGGCGACACCGCGCGUGCAGGAGCCGGAGGAGUACAAAAAUCCGGAAAAAAAAAUCGUGUCGUUAGUGAGGAUAAUGACCCGACAAUAAAUCAAAGCAGAUCGUCAGCAUUUAUUAGUCCGACCUAUCAGCGGGGCGAUCUAGCGCAAUUUCCAGCACCACCAACGAGUUCUCUUCCCACUGCCCCACCACGUUUUGUGGGGGGGCCAGACGCAAAGCGGGCAAUAGUGUCAUUAGACGGAGAUGAGCAAGAUGACGGGAGAUCCCCUCCUGUGUCCCGUUCCGCGCAGCUGCGGGAGCAUUUUGAUAUUCUCGAAGGACAAGGCGGGACGAGCAAAAGCGUUAUGCUUGCUCUCUGAAAUCUCCACGUAAUUCUUGCCUGAUAGAUGGGACUGUAAAAUUAAGGAGUGAAGGUCACGACGAAGUGCAGGACGAUUUUAACAUGGCGCUGCACCUAUUCUGUACAAUGAAUUGCACUCCUCGUCGUUCAUCCUGGCUGGUCUGAAAAGCGCACCGGAACCUUUUGAGGAACCAGAAGGAGUCCUCUAAUGUCACCCUGCGAAACGAACAUGCGUUUUGAGAUGAAGGAAUCACUACCUACAGCGCUAAUGUGCCUAAACAUGAUGUGAG
Messenger RNA from Amoebophrya sp. A120, 5748 nucleotides. The record is from the annotation of a GenBank genome assembly. NCBI's taxonomy places the organism in Eukaryota, Dinophyceae, Syndiniales, Amoebophryaceae.